AUGAAUAAAAGCCGACUUUCAUUCCCCCCUUCGCCAGCCCUACCUGCACUCUCUUGCACCCAACGGACUCUUGCUUUCGCCUUCGUUGCCCUCAAUCUACCACCCCCCCAGCCACCCCCAUCAUCACUCCAAGGUCCCCUUCCACUCGCUCUAUCUAUUAUUGCCAUGGACCAAUUCUCCACCACCUCCACCAUGCCGCUUGACAUCGAGGUCUCCUUCCUCGCUCUGCCUGGCUCCAAUCCCCAACUCGUUGCUGCCUGCUCGGUCACCACUCAAACUCAUGCACAAGAAGACGCUGAAAGGGAGUCCGAAAGCGCUCUCUACGCCAUGUACCUCGCCUGCGGCGGGGCUGUCGACCAAAACGGUGUCCCCAUCGAUGCCGAUAGCGCCUCUGGCAACUUUUCCUACACGUGCAUCAUCGCCUAA
This is a messenger RNA of Mycena indigotica, 426 nucleotides long. RefSeq lists its product as uncharacterized. The record is from RefSeq and is a predicted model, not a curated record. NCBI's taxonomy places the organism in Eukaryota, Fungi, Basidiomycota, Agaricomycetes, Agaricales, Mycenaceae. The transcript has a single exon. Bases 1 to 426 code for a protein of 141 amino acids.